Messenger RNA from Pantherophis guttatus, 3431 nucleotides. NCBI's taxonomy places the organism in Eukaryota, Metazoa, Chordata, Lepidosauria, Squamata, Colubridae. The record is from RefSeq and is a predicted model, not a curated record.
CCAGGCAGCCUGGGUGAGCCUGCAAGUAGCAAGGCUCGAAUCUCAGCCUAGCUGCCUCCCACGUGGCCCAGCCACCUUGCCUGCCUUCCUUGCCGCUGAAUCUCACGCAGCGCUCUCUGUGCAGCCCAGCUGAGCUGCCCUGAUCUGCCUGGGUGAGUGACUGCAAGCAGGUUGGCCUGAAUCCCAGCCUAGCUGCCUCCCAUGUGGCCCAGCCAGCUUGCCUGCCUUCCACGCUCACGCAGCGCUCUCCAUGUGACCCAGCUGAGCACCCAGAUUAGCCUGGGAACGGCCACCAGUGAAAUCCUCCCAGAAUCUGUCCCAUCUGCUCCAGGGACACUACCCCAUUUUAUGCAAGAACCUGAUGAUGCAUAUAUAAUUAAAAGUAACCCAAUUGUGCUGCGCUGCAGAGCCAUGCCAGCAAUGCAGAUCUUUUUUAAAUGCAAUGGGGAGUGGGUUCACCAAAAUGAGCAUGUCUCAGAGGAGAGCAUGGACAAAAUCACAGGCUUGAUGAUUCGGGAAGCAUACAUCAAUGUGACAAGGCAGCAAGUGGAGGAUUUUCAUGGACCAGAAGACUACUGGUGCCAGUGUGUGGCCUGGAGCCUCCUAGGAACUUCCAAGAGCCGGAAGGCUUCGGUCCGCAUUGCCUAUUUACGCAAAAACUUUGAACAAGACCCCCAGGGCAAUGAAGUCCCAAUUGAAGGAAUGAUUGUGCUUCAUUGUCGGCCACCAGAGGGAGUUCCUUCAGCAGAGGUGGAAUGGCUUAAGAAUGAAGAACCAGUCAAUGCUGAACAGGAUGAAAAUAUUGAUACCCGAGCAGAUCAUAAUCUAAUUAUCCAUCAAGCCCGGCUGUCUGAUUCAGGGAACUACACUUGCACUGCAUCCAACAUUGUUGCCAAAAGAAGAAGCCUCUCAGCCACAGUCGUGGUGUAUGUGAACGGAGGCUGGUCUUCUUGGACGGCUUGGUCGGACUGCAAUGCCCAGUGUGGCAGAGGAAUGCAAAAGAGAUCCCGCACAUGUACCAACCCUGCUCCCCUCAAUGGUGGUGCUUUCUGCGAAGGAAUGUCUGUACAGAAAAUUACCUGCACAUCAUUGUGUCCCAUGGACGGUGCCUGGGAGGUAUGGAGUGAAUGGUCCAUCUGCAGCCCUGAGUGUGAGCACUUGAGGAUCCGGGAAUGCACUUCUCCACCUCCACGGAAUGGUGGGAAAUUCUGUGAAGGUCCAAACCAAGAAUCAGAGAACUGUACAGAAGGCCUUUGUAUCCAAGACAUUGAGAAUACAACAGAUAUCGCCCUGUACUCAGGCCUUGGGGCUGCCGUCAUCGCCGUUGCUGUCAUUGUUAUUGGGGUGACUCUCUACAGGAGGAGCCAGAGUGAAUAUGGUGUGGAUGUGAUUGACUCCUCAGCUCUGACAGGAGGCUUCCAGACAUUUAAUUUUAAAACUGUCCGGCAAGGUAACUCCUUGCUUUUGAACUCAUCCAUGCAGCCUGACCUGACUGUCAGUAGAACCUACAGUGGACCCAUAUGCCUUCAAGAUCCCAUUGACAAGGAGCUGAUGACAGAAUCCUCCCUCUUCAACCCUUUGUCUGAUAUCAAAGUCAAAGUUCAGAGUUCAUUUAUGGUGUCGUUGGGUGUGACAGAACAUUCAGAGUAUCACAGGAAAACUCAUUCUGGGACAUUUCCACAUGACAACAACAAAACCUUCAAUGCUGUGCAUGCAAAGAACAAAACGGCCUAUAUCCAGAAUAUCUCAUCACUUUCAAAGCAAAAUGAGAUGAGAGCUACCAGUGUAUUUGGUCAUCUGGGAGGGCGUUUAGGAAUUCCCAACACAGGAGUUAGCCUACUAAUUCCCCAAGGCGCUAUCCCUGAAGAAACAUCUUGGGAUAUCUACCUUGCAAUCAACCAUGAUGAAUCCAGCCUUCAGUUGGAAGGCAGUGAAAUCCUCCUAGGUCCAGAAGUGACUUGCGGUCCUAUAGAAGUGAUGGUCUCCACUCCAUUUGCCUUGACAAUCCCGCAUUGUGCAGAUGUGAACUCUGAGCAUUGGAAUAUUCAUUUGAAAAAAAGAAAGCAUCCAGGCAAAUGGGAGGAAGUGAUGUCUGUAGAGGAAGAAACCACUUCUUGUUACUGCCUCUUGGACCCAUAUGCUUGUCAUAUUCUUUUGGACUCCUUUGGAACUUAUGCUCUCAUUGGGGAGCCAUUGUCUGAUUGUUCUGUUAAAGAACUGAAAGUAGUAGUCUUUGGCUGUAUGUCCUGCAACUCUUUGGAUUACAGUCUAAGAGUGUACUGUGUUGACAACACUCCCUGUGCAUUUCAGGAUGUGAUUUCAUGUGAAAGACACCAGGGAGGACAAUUGCUGGAAGAACCAAAACUGCUGCAUUUCAAAGGGAAUACCUUCAGCCUUCAGAUCUCUGUUCUUGAUAUUCCCCCUUUUCUCUGGAGAAUUAAACCAUUCACAGCAUGUCAGGAAGUUCCUUUUUCUCGUGUAUGGUGCAACAACAAGCAACCACUUCACUGUGCCUUUUCCCUGGAGCGCUACACUCCUGCCACCACACAACUCUCAUGCAAAAUCUGUGUCAGACAAGUCAAAGGCCAUGAACAGAUCCUACAGAUCCAGACAUCAAUUCUAGAGAAUGAAAGAGAAUCUAUCACUUUUUUUUCGCACGAUGACAACAACUUUCCUGUUCAGAUGGGCCCACAAGCCUUUAAGAUACCUUACUCUAUCAGGCAAAGAAUAUGUGCAACUUUUGACACUCCCAGUGCCAAAGGCAAAGACUGGCAGAUGUUAGCACAAAAAAAUAGUAUCAACAGGAAUUUGUCUUAUUUUGCUACACAUCACAGCCCCUCUGCAGUCAUUUUGGACUUAUGGGAAGCCAGACACCAGCACGAUGGUGACUUAGAUUCUCUAGCCUGUGCUCUGGAAGAAAUAGGAAGGACACAAUCCCAAAUUUCUAACCUUACAGAAACUCAGAUGGAGGAAUCCAACUUCAGCUACAGCAGACAAAAUGGACUUUAGCUAUCACUUUUCUUUCAGAAAGUCAAGAGUGAGCUUGCACUGAAAUGGAAUUCCUGUUACCAAGGAAGAAGCCACAUGCCCUGAUUUUACCCCAUGUAUUUGCACCACCCAACUUUCACUCAGUGGGUCACCUCCUCCUUCUGUCCUCAAGCCAGGUCGCCUUUGGAGGAACGGAAGAAGCUGGUAAACCACAACUAUUACACAGAGACUUUUCUAUGCUGGAUAAAAAGGAAAAACGCCCCUCCUUCUCCACCCACCCACUUGCAUGUACACAAAUUCUAUGCUUGUGUGCUAACAAUCCUUCAGACACAAAGUGUAUAUGAAUACACAGCGCUUCAACCAAGAAAAGAAAAUAUGAAAAUUAUUGUAGAUGCUUGGAAUUGUCUUUGUGUGAGUGUGUGUGGAGUAAAGGGGGUGUUUGA